This is a messenger RNA of Clonostachys rhizophaga, 2466 nucleotides long. The record is from the annotation of a GenBank genome assembly. NCBI's taxonomy places the organism in Eukaryota, Fungi, Ascomycota, Sordariomycetes, Hypocreales, Bionectriaceae.
AUGGCGUCGAGUUCGGACGAAGGCGAGAUCGCUGAAUCUGGGAAUAUGAAGGCAUCUUCACUGUCGCAUACUGGAGAAAAAAACGGUGUUGACCCUAAAGACAGACCACGGAGUAACUCUCCUGAUUUCGACAGUGCCUCCAGGUACAGCGCCUCCUCACGCCGCAGUCGCUCCCCGCGAGGCAACAAGCGACCGCGCGAUGAUCGAGACCACUACGGUGGAGGGCGCGAUUUCGGCUCCCGACACUCACGUUCGCAUUAUGAUGAUCGCCGAAGGGAUGGCUACCACAGGUCGCGUCCUUCGUACGAAGAUCUUGACCGUCCAUCGUCUCACUCCUCACAUUACAGCUACGAUCCACGAAACCGAGAUGGCGAACGCGCUCGAGAUCGCAGCCGUGACCGGGAUCGGCAGUAUGAUAGUCGAAGCCGCCAACAAUACUCGGACAAAAGACCUCGUAACCGAAGCCGGUCCCCACGUCGAUCCAGGAAUGAGGGAGGCAAGGGACGCCUUGAUCGCUUCGUGCGAGGGAGUAACGACCAUGCGGAGGGGCUGAAAUAUGAGGAUGAUCGGGGUUUGGAAAUAAGAGGGUCCUCAAAAUCGAGGACUACAGUAGGAGGGAAUCCACGUUACGGGAAAGAUGAUGCUAAACACACCAGAGGCCCGGCUCAAGAAAGCAAUGCUAGCACGAACGGACCGAUAGCUACAACAUCUAACACGGAUUCCCCAAACCCCCCUGAGCCUGAGGAGGAAGUUGAAGAACCCGAGCCUAUCGACGAAGAGCUUGAGAUAGAGCGUCGCAGAAAGAGACGCGAAGAGAUCUUGGCGAAAUCGAGCUCUGCGACUCCUCUUCUCCUUCACGCAGUUGGCGCAAGCGAUAAAGCUCACCUAACAUCGCCAGCAACCUCUCAGGCCAUCAGCCCUCUCAGAACACAAUUCGAGCCUGAUUCACCUCGGACUCCACGGACUUUGCGCUCUGAAUCUCCACGAUCCCCUGACACCCCCAAUGAGCUAUCGCCAGGAGCCAUCGACCUACUAAACGAUAAAAAAUUUGUGGACUUGGGUGCCAAUAAGGGAGCUGAUGAAGAAGAAGGACCUUCUGCCGCAGAUUAUGAUCCGACCGCCGAUAUGAAAGAGGACGAGCGUCGAGAUGAGCUGCGGCAUGGUCAAGUAGUUGUCCACGGCGAAUCGCACAUGGUAGGGACGAGGGAGAAACCAGAGGCAGCACCCCAUAAGGAAGCUCCCAAUCCAUCUUCUGAGGAUCCAGACGAUGAUCUUGACAUGUUUGCCGAAGAUUUUGACGAAGAGAAAUAUACCACUCAGCCGACACAAACUACCUCAGCAGUGGACUCGAUGGAUAUUGAUCCUAACGCUCAAGCUAAUGGAGGCAUCCUUGAAGGGGAUGACAAGGACGGGUAUUACAAACAUCGCGUCGGCGAAGUCCUCGGCGGGCGUUAUCAGGUUCAACAUGCCCUCGGUAAGGGCAUGUUUUCGGGUGUUGUCCGCGCGAUGGAUGUCGAGACCAAGAAACUGGUUGCCAUCAAAAUCAUGCGAAACAACGAUGCUUUAAAGAAAGGCGGCUUCACAGAAAUUGCCAUUCUCGAGAAGCUCAACGAAUCUGACCCUGACGAUCGCAGACAUGUGGUGAAGUUUGAGCGAUCAUUCGAAUUCCGUGGCCAUCUGUGCAUGGUGUUUGAACAUCUAGGCUACAACCUGCGGGAAAUCUUGAAAAAGUACGGCUUGAAUGUCGGCAUCACGCUGAAGGCUACGAAAGCAUAUGCCUACCAGAUAUUCGUGGCUCUUGCCCACAUGCGCAAAUGCAACAUUAUCCAUGCCGAUCUUAAACCCGACAACAUUUUGGUCAACGAAAACCACACGGUCCUCAAGAUCUGUGAUCUUGGUACAGCCAUCGACCGGUCUGAUGCUGCAACUGCUCAGACAACGAUUACCCCUUACCUAGUCAGCCGCUUCUACCGGGCCCCAGAAGUCAUCCUUGGAAUUCCCUACGACUACGGUGUAGACGUGUGGUCUAUUGGUUGCACAUUGUUUGAACUGUACACUGGGAAGAUCCUCUUCACAGGGGAUAGCAAUAAUCAAAUGCUCAAGGCCAUUAUGGAAGUUCGGGGUCGGAUUACGCCAAAGCUCUACAAACGUGGACAGCUCUCUCCUCAACAUUUCGAUGAGAAAGGACAAUUCGUCUCAAUAGAGCGAGAUAAGAUUCUUGGUAAAACUACUGCCCGAACCUUGCAGAUAAUCAAGCCGACGCGUGAUAUACGCACACGCCUCGCUGCCGUAUCAAGCGGCUUGAGCGAAGCAGAGACUCGUGACCUGAACAAUUUCAUAGAUCUUCUAGACCACUGCCUCGCGCUCAACCCCGAGAAGCGAAUCAAGCCACUGGAUGCGCUGAAACACCCUUUCUUUUCAGCCGCUAAGAGCUCGCACUCCCACUCUCACUCGGCUCGUCGUUGA